Closterium sp. NIES-65 is the source of this 2106-nucleotide messenger RNA. NCBI's taxonomy places the organism in Eukaryota, Viridiplantae, Streptophyta, Zygnematophyceae, Desmidiales, Closteriaceae. The record is from the annotation of a GenBank genome assembly.
AUGGCUCUCUCUCAGCCUAGCCCGGGACCCCAGGCCGUUCCUGUAACGAACGUGAUCUCUCCUUAUCAGCACUUUCCGGGAUCGUCACCGGAUCAAUACCCGUCGUUAUUUCAGCAGUACCAGCCGUGGAACAGCCACGCGGGGGGCCCGUUCGGGAUGCCUCCGCUGCUCCCCGGCGCCCCGCAACAGUUCCCCCCUGCCUCCCCGCAACAGUACUCCCCCGCCCCCCCGCAGUUCCCCCCCGCAUCCCCCCAACAAUUCGCCCCGCCGUCCCCGCAGUUUCCGCCGGGGUCCACGCAGCAGUUCCCUCCGGCCUCCCCGCAUCAGUUCCCCCCAGCAUCUCCGCAGUUCCCCCAGGGCUCCGCGCAGCAGUUUCCGCCGCAGCAGUUUCCCCCGCAGCAGUUUCCGCCGCAGCAGAUGUUCGGAAUGGGGUUCGCGCGCGGACCUCCGGGGCAGUUUUCCCCUUCCCCCAACUUCUCUCCGCCAACCAUGUCCGCGCAAAACGUCCCCCCCGGUCUGGGCGCGCAAGCCAUGAGUCCGCUGAUGGGUCCGCCGUCCGGUUUCGGGCCCCAUAACAUCCCCCGGAACAAUAAAGGCUCUGGCGCUGGAAAUGCGGGGAUGGGAGCGGGUGGUCCUGCUGGUGGGGGUGGGAAUCAGCGGAGGGGGCAGCAAGCGAGGGCAGGGCAGCAGCCCACGGAGGAGAGCACCCAGCGGACGGUCUAUGUGUCUGACAUCGACCACCAGGUGACGGAGGAGCAGCUCGCCACUCUCUUUCUCUCCUGUGGCCAGGUGGUGGACUGUCGGAUCUGUGGGGACCCCAAUUCGGUGCUCCGAUUUGCAUUUGUGGAGUUUACAGAUGAAGAGGGGGCCAAGAACGCGUUGAGCAUAGCAGGCACGAUGCUAGGAUACUACCCGCUCCGGGUGCUGCCUUCUAAGACCGCCAUCCUGCCAGUCAACCCCACCUACCUCCCCAAGAGCCAGGAGGAGAGGGAGAUGUGUGCUCGCACUGUGUAUUGCACCAACAUUGAUAAGAAGGUCACUCAGGCAGAUGUGAAGCUCUUCUUUGAGUCUCUCUGCGGAGAGAUCUCUCGUCUCCGUCUGUUGGGCGAUUACCACCAUUCUACUCGCAUUGCCUUUGUUGAAUUCGUGAUGGCUGAGAGCGCCAUGGCAGCAUUAAACUGCAGCGGAGCCAUCCUGGGCUCACUCCCCAUCAGCACCGCGCCACCACACCUAUCCACACCUAGCGUUCUCCCCCAGGUGGAGAGCGCGAUGGCAGCAUCAAACUGCAGUAUCGGGGUGAGUCCCUCAGAUGAUCAACUCGCGCAGCACCUGCUGUUCCCCCCACCCCACCCCCUCUCUGCCGCCCUCUCCUUGUCCUCUCCCCCUAUUCCCCCUCCCCCCCGCUUCCCCUCCACCAGGGUGAGCCCUUUCAAGACCUCUGUGCGCCCACGAGCGCCCAGGCAGCGCCUAUUCCUCUUCGUUGAGUUGAAUUUUGAGGCGCCUCAAAAGUCAAUUCAACGCCCACGAGCGCCCACGAGCGCCCACAAGCGCCCAGGCAGCGCCUAUUCCUCUUCCAUCCAAACCUCCCCCUCUUCCGCCCUCGCCCGUCCUCCUUCCUCCAACCCUACCCUUAAUCCCCUUAUCCACCAGGGUGAGUGGAGUCCUUCCACGACCCCUGUGCUCCCACGAGCGCCCAGGCAGCAUCGGCUGUCCCCUCUUGCUCCACCCUUACCCCUCGUAUCCCCCCCAUUUUUCCCCUUCCCCCCCCCUCUCUCUCUCCCCAUCAUAUUGAGUCCCUCCAAGGCCCCUGUGCGCCCACGAGCGCCCACUAACGGUGAGUCCUUCCAAGACCCCUGUGCGCCCACGAGCGCCCAGGCAGCAUGGGGGGAGGUAGUGACAGGGGGAGGGGCGGCAUGGGGGGAUGUAGUGAGUAGGGGAGGGGCGGCAUGGGGGAGAGGUAGCAACUGGGGGAGGGGCGGCAUGGGCAGAGGGGAGGUAGCAACUGGGGGGAGGGGUGGGAUGGGGGGAGCUGGUAACAGGGGGAGGGGCGGCAUGGGAGGAGGUAGCACCUGGGGUAGGGGCUGCACUGGGGGAGGUAUAAAUUGA